Molecule: messenger RNA, 637 nt
Organism: Lecanosticta acicola
Lineage: Eukaryota; Fungi; Ascomycota; Dothideomycetes; Mycosphaerellales; Mycosphaerellaceae
Source: the annotation of a GenBank genome assembly
AUGGCAGCCCAAGGAACCUCCAGCGGACACCCCAUCGCCGUCCUCACUGUAUGAACCAUCACUUCCAAUGCUUGCAACCUCGCCUUUCCAAGCUAAUGCUUCCCGCAGCAAGACCUCGCCGCCAAACUCCCCGCCCACAGCAGCAUCCUCUUCGCCCAAAAGAAGAAGCACAACCUGUCCUUCGAAACCAUCGGCCAAGCCCUCGGCCGCGACGAAGUAGCCGUGGCAGCCAUCUUCUACGGCCAAGCCAACGCAACCGAUGAAGACAUCGCCAAGCUCGCCAAACUCCUCCAGAUCAAUGAAGCCAUGCUCCGCGAAACCGAAAUCAUCGGCCUCCCCGACCGCGGAAGAUCGAUGGAGAUGCCGCCCAAGGAGCCCCUGAUGUACCGCUUGUAUGAGAUUGUGCAGAAUUAUGGAUAUGCGUACAAGGCCGUUAUCAAUGAGAAGUUUGGGGAUGGCAUCAUGAGUGCCAUUUCUUACAGUACCAAGGUGGAGAAGGAGACGGAUGAGAAGGGGGAUUGGGUUAAGAUUACGUUGAGGGGAAAGUGGUGUGUAUUGAUCGUGCUUUGCGGCUUCGGACUGACGGGGACUGGAAUUGCUGCUAACGAGGUGUAGGUUGCCGUACACCCGCUUCUAG